Molecule: messenger RNA, 1123 nt
Organism: Hermetia illucens (black soldier fly)
Lineage: Eukaryota; Metazoa; Arthropoda; Insecta; Diptera; Stratiomyidae
Exons: 2
Coding region: 276-716 (146 amino acids)
Source: RefSeq, a predicted model, not a curated record
AGAAAGUUCACUUGAUCAACUGGAACAGCGAAUAAUUCGAUCAGAUCAUCACCUCCUCCGGAAGCAAUCAUUGUUGGGAAUCCCUGACCUUGGAUUCCUUCAUAACAAAUUUUUGGUGGCAGCGAUGGGAUCCACACAGUAUCGAAUUCUACGGAAAGCUGUUGGAUUCCGAUAACAUAAUCAUCUUCUUCGACGCAGAGCUCUCCAGCAUCAAUCCAGCAGGACCCUACGGAGCUACAUUGGAUCACGGACACAACUGGGACAGUGGUAGGAGAAUGCAGCUACACAGGACUAUCUACGGAUUAUUAAUAAUCGCCGCAACCUGGACCAUCGAGGCCUUGAAUAUUAGAAAGUUGGACUUUCCUGGCGUUUAUUUUAAACAUAUGGGGGAAACUCAUUUCAUAAAUAGUGAAGUAAGUUUAAUCAGAACAUUAGACAUAACGGAAAUAGAAAUGGAAAUAGCGAAUAUAAGACAAUUAGUUUUGAGUAUUAAUAAUCUAUGUAUCGAGGAACUUAAACAAUGUAAAACCCUUAAAUUAAACAGUGAACUUCAUAUUCGAAGACUAAAUAAUAACUUAAAUAGCGUCUAUGGUCUUUUGGGAAUCAGCCCAAACAUUCGACUCAAACGUGGACUCGUUAAUUUGGUGGGCUCAGGCUUGAAAUUUUUAUUUGGUACUAUGGAUGCAACCGACUCUGAAAAAAUGAAAGCAGUUUAAGACACAGUUGAAAAGAAUGAGCUCAAUGUUAAAAUCGGGAUGGAGAAAAAUUUACUUUUGAUAAAAGAAAUCAAUAAACAGUCUAAAAUGAUAAAUAUGGAACAGGACACAAUUACAUCACGGAUAAAUGAAAUCAUCAAUGAAAUCGAGGAAGCUAAUAAUCAUGCAAAUGAACAUGAAAAACUGAUCAGAUUGGAAUUAUACUACGAAGAACUUUUCUCAAAAAUAAAUCAUAAAAUCGAGGUUACUGAUAUGAAAAUUGAAACUUUUCGAGACUCUCUAUUAUUUUUACAAACGGGAAUUCUACAUCCGUUUAUUUUAGAACCGGAGCAACUUCUGGAACAACUGAACAGAUUGCAGGAAAAAGAUAAUUUAGCCAUUGAUCCUUUAAUAAGUAACUACCAACA